This is a messenger RNA of Jaculus jaculus (lesser Egyptian jerboa), 2760 nucleotides long. RefSeq names its product translocase of outer mitochondrial membrane 40 like (gene Tomm40l). The coding region runs from base 273 to 1199 and encodes 308 amino acids. Gene Ontology annotation, biological process: protein import into mitochondrial matrix. Lineage: Eukaryota; Metazoa; Chordata; Mammalia; Rodentia; Dipodidae. Gene Ontology annotation, molecular function: transmembrane protein transporter activity. The record is from RefSeq and is a predicted model, not a curated record. Gene Ontology annotation, cellular component: mitochondrial outer membrane translocase complex; mitochondrial outer membrane. The transcript is spliced from 10 exons.
CUCAAGAUGGCGUUUAUGGCCACGCUUGGAAUGCUGCGUGAAGCCGCAGUUCUGCCAUCACUCAAGAUGGCUGCCCCCAUCAAGAUGACCGGGGUGUGCCGAGGGGGAAAGGGGCAGCAGCGGGAUGAUCUGAGAUGGUCUAGCAUUGAAUCAUGUGGAAGCUUCUGAGACUGGGGAGCCUAAUGGUGGGGGGUGAGGCCCGUGGGGGAUAGAGGGAGCAAUAGUGUGUCUCCCCAGGCUAACUCCAACCUCUCCCUGUCCUCUGGACUAAAAUGGGGAAUACACUGGGCCUGGCACCGAUGGGGACUUUCCCCCGCCGGAGCCCCCGUCGAGAGGAACCUCUGCCGAACCCUGGGAGCUUCGACGAACUGCACCGGUUAUGCAAAGAUGUAUUCCCAGCACAGAUGGAGGGAGUGAAGCUCGUGGUCAACAAGGUUCUGAGCAGCCAUUUCCAGGUGGCUCACACCGUGCAUAUGAGUGCCUUGGGCUUACCGGGCUACCAUCUUCAUGCGGCUUAUGCUGGGGACUGGCAACUCAGCCCUACUGAGGUUUUCCCCACUGUAGUUGGGGAUAUGGACAGCAGUGGCAGUCUCAACGCCCAGGUCUUGCUUCUGUUGGCAGAGCGGCUUCGAGCUAAGGCUGUCUUCCAGACACAGCAAGCCAAGUUCCUGACAUGGCAGUUUGAUGGCGAAUACCGGGGAGAUGACUACACGGCCACUCUGACCCUGGGGAAUCCUGAUCUGAUUGGGGAAUCAGUGAUCAUGGUCGCUCACUUCCUGCAGAGCCUCACUCAUCGGCUGGUGCUGGGAGGAGAGCUAGUUUAUCAUCGGAGGCCGGGGGAAGAAGGGGCCAUCUUGACUCUGGCUGGCAAGUACUCAGCUGUACACUGGGUAGCUACACUGAACGUGGGAUCAGGCGGUGCUCAUGCGAGUUAUUACCACAGGGCUAAUGAACAGGUGCAGGUUGGGGUAGAGUUUGAAGCAAACACAAGGCUACAAGAUACAACCUUCUCCUUUGGUUACCACCUGACUCUGCCCCAGGCCAAUAUGGUGUUUAGAGGCUUGGUGGACAGUAACUGGUGUGUCGGUGCUGUGCUGGAGAAGAAGAUGCCUCCCCUGCCCGUCACCCUGGCCCUUGGAGCCUUCCUCAAUCACUGGCGCAACAGAUUCCACUGUGGUUUCAGCAUCACUGUGGGCUGAGCUUAUCCUGGAGCCAGCCUCCACAGCAGCUGGAACCUCUCUGAGUCAGGUGCCCUAGGGCCAGAGACAAACUAGGCCCCUCCCCAGAGCCUGUCUUGCUCGAUGACCUUUAGGUCCCAGGGCAGAGUGGAGGACAGGACCAUACCCUCCUCAGAACUGGAGCUGCCACAUGGUCAGCUGAUGAGGCCAUGGUUUAAGGUCCCCACCUGUCAUCAGCCCCACUGUCAUUUUUCACAUGCUCUACAGCUCUGGACUAAAGGAAAAAGAUUAAGGGAUAUGUCUAGCUGCCUGCCCUGCUUCCAUCUUUGUUUUCCAUUUGAUUCCUAACCCCUUCUUCAGAGCAGAAAAGUCUGCAUGGGAUUAGUUCCCCAUCUCAUUCCCUACCCCCAUCCCCCAUCUUGGUUUCCCAUCCCAGAUCCUUCCAAAACUGGGAAAGGAGGGCUUAAAGUCUAUAUCUUUGGCCUCAUGUAGGCCAAAGAAUGGACCCACCCAUUUCCAGAAGGAGCUUUACCUCUUAGCCCUGAGGCCCUGAGGCUUCCUCCUUUCAUUUUUUGUGCAUCCAGAAAAUAACUUUGUCUGCCUUUACCCCAACUCCUGGCCACCCACGACCGCAUGAAGAGGCAACAGUUAUGACUGCUUUAGACUUUCAUUGCAAUCACUGAGCUUUUCCAUUGGUCCCAAUCUCUCAUCCCAGCAAUUUCCCCAUUUCCAGUCCAGUGUGUCCCAGGUGGUCUAGGGAAAGAAGGAAGCCUAGCAUCAGCUGCAUAUCUCUUCGAGCAGUGGCAUCAUAGCAGACAGUCCCUGGAUGCGUUGGAUCUGAUACCAGUAUGCAUUGUUAAUGCUCCGGAGCUCAGCCAGCAGACCCAUCAGCUUUGCAUACAGAAAUCUGUGGAGGAAGAAGUAGGGUUACUAGGAAAAUAAGGCAGCUGAGAGUCCUGUCCUGAAGUCCUGACCCCCUGAACUCCUCCUGAAGCUAUACCUGAACAUUAGAGAAAAUCAUGCUCUGGUAUGAUGAAUUUGUCAGGAAUCUCAAAGGUCUCCAAGGUGGCUUCUAUUUGACACUACUUUUCCUCAUCAUGCCCAAUUUUUCCUGAAUUCAGAGCUCUGUAGCUAAGUGUUAAGAAAGCCCCUGACUUCAACAGUGUAGAUUCUGAUGCUUUCUAGAGCAAGUUCUAGAAGGUGGGUGUGUUCUAUGAUAUAAAGCAUUCCCUUUCUAGCAAACUCACUGAGGAAUGGGUAAGAACAAAAGUGGAGAAUACCUCAGAGCCUGCAUAGACCGUGGACUAUUGACUCAGGCUUUGGCUGUGAAGCUACGAAUGACCAUAAUUUCAAGGAAAAUUAAAAAAAAAAAAAAUCCAAGGAAUUGGUCCAAUGGAGAGGAAAGGAUGGGCCAAAAAGGGGAAACAAGUCUCCUAAAAAUCUGCUUUCAUCUGGAAAACUUGGAGAGGUGAGGUGAUGGAUGUCACCAAUCUCAGGCAUGCCUGUCACACAGAGCCUGUGAGCCACUACCUUGCAUCUCUACUGAAUAAAUAAUAAUAAAUCUGGGAACAGUGAGAUGAAA